Messenger RNA from Neltuma alba, 4358 nucleotides. RefSeq names its product myosin-7B. The record is from RefSeq and is a predicted model, not a curated record. The transcript is spliced from 6 exons. The coding region runs from base 120 to 4070 and encodes 1316 amino acids. Lineage: Eukaryota; Viridiplantae; Streptophyta; Magnoliopsida; Fabales; Fabaceae.
UUCGUUCCAAUCCCAGUUUCUCACAUCUCAAUUUAUAUAUAUAUUUUCUCAGAGACCAGCACGCUUGCUUCAAUCAAAAGUAAUUUCACUUUCUCUCAGGCUAAUAAGUGAAAGCAAACAUGGAAGAAGAGACCCAAGUCAUUUCAGAAGUUUCAGUGAAACAGGUUGUGGAGACUGAUAGCAAUGCCGGUGACAUUAAGGAAAAGGAUAUUGACUUCUCUCAAGUAACGAAAGAAGUAAAGAAAGAAGAGGAAGAGAAUGCCUUAGAUGGAGAAUUCAUAAAGGUUGAGAAGGAAGCAAUAGAUGCAAAAGAUGGUUCGCAUGCAGCUGAGACAGCAACCGCAGAUGAUGAGCAGCCCUCUGCCAAUGAAAGGAGCUCAAAUAAUUCAAGCAGAGAAUUACUAGAAGCACAUGAGAAGAUACAUGAACUUGAGGUUGAACUACAAAGACUAGCAGAAUCUGCGAAGACCUCUGAACAUGAAAAUGCUCAGUUGAAGGGUGAGAUUGCAGCAACGAAGGAAAAUUUGGAGGAAAGUGAGAAAAAAUAUGAGAUGCUUGAAUUGAGUGACAAGAAACUGAAAGAACAGAUUAUUGAAGCUGAGGAGAAAUAUAAUGUACAGCUCAGAACUCUGGAAGAGGCAUUGCAAACUCAAGAGUUGAAGCAGAAAGAUCUUAUUCAAGUCAAGGAGGCAUUUGAUAAUUUGAGCCUUGAGCUUGAAAGCUCCAAAAAGAGGAUGCAGGAACUGCAACUUGAAGUGCAACUUUCUGGGGAUGAAGCACGGAAAUUUGAGGAGCUGCAUAAGCAAAGUGGUUCUUAUGCUGAAUCUGAGGCAAAGAGGGCUAUAGACUUUGAAAAACUUCUUGAAGAAGCCAAAGCGAGUGCAAGACAAAUGGAAGAUCAAAUGACUUCGCUGCAGGAAGAAUUGAAGGGGCUGUACGAUAAAACUGCAGAAAAUCAGAAGGUUGAAGAAGCACUGAAAACUACUGCAGCGGAACUUUCUUCCGUACAAGAGGAGCUGACACUCUCAAAAUCCCAGCUAUUGGACUUGGAGCAGAGCCUUUCUUCAAAGGAAUCCCUUAUAGAUGAGCUGACCCAGGAAUUGAACCUUAAAAAGACUUCAGAAGCUCAGUUGAGGGAAGAUUCAUCAACACUUCAAAAUCUGCUUGUCUCUACUAAAGAAGAAUUGCAAGAAAAGAUUUCUGAGCUGGAAAACACAAAAGCAAAGCUGCAGGAGGAAGAGAAUUCAAGGGAAUCAGUUGAAGCUGCACUCAAGGUCAAGGAAGAAAAGGCGGUGGCUGUACAAGAAGAGGUGGCUAAACUAAAUAUUGAAAAAGAUGGUCUUGAAGCAACUGUGGCAGAUUUAACGAGUAAUGUGAAGCAGUUUAAAGAUUUGUGCACUGAGCUGGAGGAAAAACUAAUGGUUUCAGAGCAGAAUUUUGGUAGGGUAGAUUCUCUUUUGUCUCAGACGCUCUCAAAUAAUGCAGAGCUUGAGCAGAAGCUGAAGUCUCUGGAAGAACUGCAUAGGGAGUCUGAAACUACCGCAGCAACUGCUAGUCAAAAGAAUGUUGAGCUUGCGGAAUUUAUUCAGGCAUCAAAUUCAGCUGCAGAAGAGGCAAAAUCACAACUGAGGGAGAUGGAAGCACGCUUCAUAGCUGCAGAGCAGAAGAAUUUGGAGCUUGAGCAAAAAAUAAAUCAAGUACAACUGGAAACCAGUUGUGCUGAGAAAGAAGUGGCAGAAUUUUUGGAGAAAAUAUCUCAGCUUAGUGCUAAGUUGACAGAGGCUGAGCAAGAAAAGAAUCUCCUUAGUUCCCAACUGCAGGACUACUUGGAAAAAGUAAGUCAAUUGGAAUCUGACUUAAAUCAAUCAUCUUUCCGGAGUUCACAGCUUGAGGAGGAGCUGAAGAUUGCCAAGGACAAAUGUACUGAGCAUGAGGAUCGAGUAAGUAUGAAUCAUCAACGUAGUCGAGAACUAGAAGAUUUAUAUCAGACAUCCCAUUCCAAAUUUGAGGAUGCUAACAAAAAGGCAAACGAGUUGGAGUUAUUACUUGAAGCAGAGAAAUACAGAAUUCAAGAACUUGAACAACAGAUGAGCACACUGGAGCAAAAAUGUAGCAACUCAGAGGCAGAUGCAAAGAACCACCUCGACAAUGUUUCCAAUUUAACAACCGAACUUGAGGCGUUUCAAGCACGAGCUUCAAGUCUUGAGUUAGCUGUGCAGACAGCUAGUGAAAAGGAAAGGCAGUUGGAAGAAUCUUUGGCUGCAGUGACAGAUGAGAAGACAAGGUUAGAAAAUGUGUCAAAUGGUUUGAACGAGAAGCUUGCUGAAGCAGAAAACUUACUAGAAAUUGUGAGGAAUGAAUUAAAUCUCACACAAGAUAAGUUGCGAAGCACUGAAAAUGACCUCAAGGUAGCUGAAUCAAGAGAAAGUGAGAUAAUGGAGAGACUUAGAGUCUCUGAAGAAGACCUUGAGGUAAAAAGCAGAGAUAUAGAGAAGGUUGCUGUAAGAAACUCGGAACUUGAACUGUUACAUGAAUCUAUCGCCAGAGAUUCAGAAACUAGGCUCCAAGAAGCUACAGCAAAAUUUAGCAGCAAGGAUUUCGAGGUUCAAUCCCUACUUGAGAAAAUUAAGAUUUUGGAGGAUCAAGCGGUUGAAGCUGCUGAAAAAUCAGCCUCUUUGCAGGAUGAAUUGGAACGUGGUUUGAAUAAACUAGCUUCUUUUGAAAGCGAAAAUGAAGAUCUGAGGAGACAAAUUAUACAUAUCGACGAUAAGUGUUCUCAGGCCAUUUCAGAGAAUGAAUUAUUGGUUGGAACAAAUGUUCAGUUAAAGAGCAGGCUUGAUGAACUUCAGGAGCUAUUAAACUCAGCUGUAUUGGAAAAGGAAGCCACUGCUCAAGAGCUGCUUUCUCAUAAGAAAACUCUAGCAGAAUUGAAUGAUUCACAGGCAAAAUUCUCUGAACUUCAAAGUGUACAUGAAUCUCGCAUCUUAGAAGUACAGUCACAGUUACAAGAAGCUAUGCUGAGGCAUACCGAGAAAGAAUCUGAAGCCAGUGACUUGGAUCAGAAGUUACAUACACUAGAAGACCAAAUUAAUUUUUACAAAGAACAAGCACGGGAAGCUGUUGCAACAUCUGAAACGCAUAAAAUGGAGCUGGAUGAGAGUCUCCAAAAAUUAAAGCAUUUUGAAACUGUUGUUGAGGAACUGCAAAACAAGUCACUCCAUUAUGAGAAAGACGGUUCACGACUGACAGAGGAAAAUUCAAAGCUUAAUCAGGAAAUAGCUGUUUAUGAAUCCAAAUUAAAUGAUUUACAGUCUAAGCUCUCUGAAUCAUUAGCUGAAAAGGAUGGAACAUUUCAAGAUCUUCUCACUGCAAAGAAGGCCAUUGAAGAUUUAACAGGAAAGCAUACUUCUGAAUUGCAGGCACUGCAGUCCCAGGUGUCUUCAGUGACUGAGGAGAAUAGCCUACUCAAUGAGACAAAUCAAAAUUUAAAGAAGGAACUACAGUCUCAGAUAGUGGAGCUUGAAGAGAAGUUGAAAGAACAAAAGGAGAAAGAAGAUGCAUUGAGAUCCCAGGUUGAAAAUCUCAUGACUGAGGCUGCUGAGAAACCUGUGUUGCAAAAUCGUCUGAAGGAAAUUGAAGGGCAAUUAGUAAAAGCUGAAUCUUUCCUGAAAGAAGAGAAAGAAUCUGGGUCUCAGAAAGAGCUGGAACGUGAAGCAGCCAUGAAAACUGCUCAUGAACAACUUGAAGCAAAGGCCAAGGAAAUUUCUCUUCUACAGAAGCAAAAGGAAGAGCUGGAGCAGAAAUUGCAGCAGGCUGGAAGUAAAUUCUCUGACAAGAGCGCCGAAGGUGGUUCAGAAGUCAAAUCCAGGGAUAUUGGAUCAAGCAUCUCCACUCCAUCUAAAAGAAAGAGCAAGAAAAAGUCAGAUGCAGCAUCUUCUCAAACUCCCUCUUCAACAGAGACUCAUGUGUCAACUAGCCAGGCUUCGCCUGCAACGAUGAACAUCCAGCUUAUCUUGGGAAUAGCUCUUGUAUCAGUGAUUCUGGGCAUAAUUCUUGGGAAACGUUACUAGUUUUCAGCAGUAGUAUGCAUUUUGGUUUUUUCAGGUGAAAGUGCUUCUUAAUUUUUAACUUAUUUGCUCUUUCUUUCAGCAUAAAUUUAUCUUGUACAAGAUUGAAAGCUCUGUUUGCAUGCUUUUGAUCUCCAGUCUUGAGAGUGGUCAGGGAACUAGUUUUCAUUCAUAUCCCUUGCCUGUGUGUAAAGAAAAGGAAAAUGGGUUUGAUUCAUGUUUAUUCAAAGGUUGUACUUAGUUUGUCAAUUUGAAUGCAUGCUUUUCUAUCAAUCAAUUGAAUUUUUCUGA